Messenger RNA from Maniola jurtina (meadow brown), 3064 nucleotides. RefSeq lists its product as uncharacterized. The transcript is spliced from 2 exons. NCBI's taxonomy places the organism in Eukaryota, Metazoa, Arthropoda, Insecta, Lepidoptera, Nymphalidae. The record is from RefSeq and is a predicted model, not a curated record. The coding region runs from base 133 to 633 and encodes 166 amino acids.
AAGAAGUAACAAUGGCAACUCAAAUUAAAUGUCAUCGGUCAUCCACUUCCACUUAUUAUUAUGACUUUUUUGUAAUGUUUAUUUUCGCACGGUUUUUGCAUAUUUCAGAAAUAUCGCUGAGAUCUAGCCACGAUGAAAUGCAAUGAAUACGAAAAAAGUAGAGCUCGCCACCACAUGAACCUGGACAAUUUAGAUAAGGCAUUACACGAUUUGGGCAUGUUGAGUGCACUAACGGAGGCGCGGCGUGAAUAUUUACGUGAGUCUAGAUCUAAUUUGGGCGUAAUGCGUCUUAACACUCGAUACGUGUCGAAUGUCACCGUUGGGUAUUGUAUGAAACGGAGUACAAACAAAAACAGACUUUGCCCGUAUGUGUUGCCCGUCAGGCACAGAACUAAAAGUGAAAACUCGGACGCGAUGGGUUGCGACGCGAGCGAUUCGAGCUGUGACUUCAAAUACUUGUUGGAGCCUUCCACGAGUACCUGUUCACGAGAGAGCGACAUGAAAAGUCCAGCAAAGCGCUGCCAGUCGCUAGAGAAUCUCAACCUCACGGCAGAAGCCCCACCGAAGCCCGAAACCUCACCUGAUAUGGACUGUGUGUCGACGAGGAUUCAGAAGUUACAAGUUGAUGAAUGAUAUUCAAAUUAAAAAUCAUCCCAAUAUAGUUAUAUACAUGUCACUAAACACACACACAUUGUAACAAUUUGCAACUGGCAGGAUAUUGUUCUGAGAUUCCUUAAGUUGGUUACAGCAUGUGUACUAUGGUGGUGCUAAUUUGGUACACAAAUCUCUAAGUUUCAAUAACAGCAGUGCAAUGUUCCAAGAAAAUAAAAAAACCAACACAUGUUUAGAAAUUUUGUAGAAACAAAUUAGCACCUUAAUGUUCACAAUUUAAUUUAUCCAUUCAGCACCUAUAUUGUACUAGAUAAAGUGGAAAUAUAGUGGAUAAUAUGAUAAAUCAAUAAUGCCCGUGCCGUAAUACAUAUAUUAACAUUUCUCUAGUCCCUGUCAGUUUGUAUGUUGUCUGGAUUACCGUGAUUUGUGACUAGUAAAUGUUAGAAUUUCAGUGAUAAUAAUAUGGACUAUUGAUGUAUUUUUCUGUGUACGCAUUUGUAUGAUAGUAUGAAAGAAUAGUAAAUACUGAUCAUAAAUGUUCCUAGAUGGUAAAUUAAUUUUGCAUGUUACUCUGGAACACUGUAUUGUUUAGUUAGGAGUUUUCAAUUAUGAAGCAAAUUGCUCAACAGUUUUGUUAAGGCUUGUACACACACAGAGUGACAGCAACUGCAUGGCAGUAUGUCACACUGAACAGGUAUACAAUUUGUAAUACACAGUACUGUAUCAAGCAAGUCACACUGCAGUGGAGAUUAAAUGGCUUCAUACAGUUCUUUGUAUUACAACUUUAUGGAGCUGUGUUUGACACAUCACCACUGCACAUGAUGUGUAUGGCCAAGCCUUUAGCAUAUUAUUUUCUAUAGACACUUGUGCUAAUUUGCUAGUACAAAUCUCUAAACAAAAUUGAUAGAUGUAAAAGUAAUGCUAUAGUUUUUGACAGAUGCAGAAAAAGAUGUCACUAUUUUUAAACCUGUCCUUUGUUUAGAGAUUAUGUACAAUAGAAUUAGCACUAGAUACUAUACCAUUAUAUUAAUUUCUUCCAAAAUAUCUCACUUUUAUUUUAUGAAAUCAAAAACAUGAAGUAUUGAAUUUUUACACUUGUUAUUUUAAUAAAGAGGUUGAGCUGAUAUUUUCAAAAUAUUUAAGCUAAUAGUGACCAAGAAUGUUAAUUUUGCUUAGAUUAUUAUUUUGGUCUGAGGAACUUACUUAACUUACUAUUCAUCAAAUAAUAAACCACCAUCGUCAUCACCUGGAAGUUGUAGUAUUUUUAUAGUUACCUAUGUUAAAUAGUUGUGAUUAAUGAGAACAAUUUUAUUUUAUUGUUGUCACUAAUGUGCUCACUUCACGUUGGCCUAACGCGGUCCGCCGCAAAUCUUGAUGUGUGCACCAAACCUGUUUAGUCGGCAAGCUGGCACGAGAGCGAUAGGCUAAAGCGGAUAGAGCGAUAGUGGGGACGAGUCAUAAGAUGUGUAUUUUAUUUUAAAAGACUUCCACUUUGAGAAUAUUGAGUUUAUUUAUUUUGUCAUUUAAAUUGUAAGUGUUUUUACAAAUUUCGUGUGAUUAGUGCUGUACUGUAAAUGGUUGUUAUUGGUAAGUUAGAACGAUCUCAUCUGUUGCAGCUUUGUAACAUAGACUAAAAGAAAAGAUAGAUAGGAAAUUUUAAACCCCCAUAAAGCCUGCUCUACACUGGCGUGCGAAUCAUGGCGCGAAAUAUUAGCGUGGAUGGUUGUUUCGCGCCGCGAUUUGCAAACGAGUGAAGAGCGUGCAGUGCGUUUUAGUUGCGUGUUCGCUUCAACUGCAUCCAUGGAAUUGUCGCCUAACACAGAAUAAAGACCCUAAAGCAAAUAAGUAUUUAUGUACAAAGCAGUAUGUUGCGUCAUUGUGGCAUGACGCAAACAGUGUUUAAAACACUGUGUCAUUUAAAAAGAAACAGUUUUAAACAUGUUUUCUGAUCUGGUUUUAAACAGAAUGUCUUAUCUUCUAAAAUCUUUAAAAAUCUAAUCUUUUUAAAAAAGCCAAAAGUGCUGAUUGUCACUGAGGUAUUGAUCAGGUAAGAAUGGAAAAUCUGUUUGAAACACAGACAAUUACUUAACAGAUUUGAGGAAACAUUUAAAGGAUAUUAUUUCCAUAAGAAAAAGCUUCUUAGUAAAAUAUCUAUUACGAAUUGCUUGCCAAAUCAAAUGUCUUAAUGAUCUUAAAUUGUGGCAUCACACAAACACAAACUGGCUUUACUUAAAAUGUUUUCGAGAUCCAUCUAUCUUUUUUUCUUUAGUCAGUACAUUAAUAGUAGGUAAUAAAAUUAUUUUAAAAGAGUCAAAGUUCACUUCUCACAACCACCGUUUUGCUUUUGUAACUUAGAAAAUAGUUGGUAAUAAAUAAUAUGUUUGUUAACAUAUUUUGUUAUUUUGUUUUCUUAUUUUAACAAAUAUUUUAAAUAAAUAUUGCCUUGAAAUAU